AUGGGUUCUCUAAUGGCAGGAUGGGGUUCUUCCUCCAUUGAUCCUAAAUCAGCCACACUUCAAAGGAAUUUGUCACUUACUAAAAAUGAAAUUGAUGCUUAUUGGAAAUCAAAGAAGAAGAUAGAGGAAGAACACUUUAGCGCCAUUUCCAAUCUCUCUGAGACUAUUGAUCAGGUUAGCAGAGACAAUGAUCCUGAAAAGAAGCUUAAGAAAUCAAUGACUAUGCCUGUGACCAAGACAAGGGACUCCUUUAAUAUGUCCAUUCUUGACACAAAUUUGGAGCAACUUAUCAACAAAAAUGGUUGGUGGACAAAGAGUAAUUGGGCAUUUCUGAAUGAGCCACCAUUGAUGGAAGCUGCAUCUAACAAGUAUGCAGCUCAGUUUCAUGUUGCCAAUUUGGGACCAUCCAAACUGAACCCAGAAGAUGAAAUUAGUGCUUGA
Lathyrus sativus (Indian pea) is the source of this 441-nucleotide messenger RNA. The record is from the annotation of a GenBank genome assembly. NCBI's taxonomy places the organism in Eukaryota, Viridiplantae, Streptophyta, Magnoliopsida, Fabales, Fabaceae.